GUAUGUGUGCGCCUUGGCCAAUGGAACCAGAUCCUCCCUGCAGUGCGUAAGAGCGCGAUUUAGGAUUUAACCAAGUCUUUGCUGCGGGGCUGCCUGCAGUCUUCACCAGAGCCCGACGGCCCGAGAGCCUUUUCAACAAUGCCAGUGUAGUUUCCACACCACUUUGGAGUCAGACCGCCUCGAUUUUUUUCUUCUUCUUCUUCAUCUUUAGUCUUUUGCGAAUCAAAAUAAAACAAAAAAAAACACGCGUUCCCUCUCGAAGUAUGACUGGAGUAUUCGAUCGGAGGAUCCCGAGUGUGAAAUCUGCAGACUUCCAGAGCUCAUUUCAACUCUCCACCAUGCACCAUCCUUCUCAGGAGUCGCCCACUUUACCCGAGUCCACCGCCACGGAUUCUGGCUACUACAGUCCCGCCGGGGGAGUCACGCACGGCUACUGUUCGCCCAGCUCCACCUCGUACGGGAAGCCUCUCAACGCCUACCAGUACCAGUACCCGGGUGUAAAUGGAUCCGCUGGAAAUUACUCGACAAAAUCCUACACCGAUUACAGCUCGUACGCGACGCCCGCUUACCACCAGUAUGCGGGGACUUACAGCAGAGUGCAAGCCCAGCCGAGUCCGCAGGAAAAAGAGAUAAGCGAGCCGGAGGUGAGGAUGGUGAACGGCAAGCCGAAGAAAGUGAGGAAGCCCCGGACGAUCUACUCCAGCUUCCAGCUGGCCGCCCUGCAGAGGCGGUUUCAGAACACGCAGUAUCUGGCGCUGCCGGAGAGAGCGGAGCUGGCCGCCUCGCUGGGACUGACGCAAACACAGGUAAAAAUUUGGUUCCAGAACAGGAGAUCAAAACUGAAAAAGAUCAUGAAAAACGGCGAGCUUCCCCCGGAGCACAGCCCCAGCUCCAGCGACCCUAUGGUGUGCAACUCCCCACAGUCCCCGGCCGUUUGGGACACACAGGGCCCCUCCAGGCCGCAUAGCCUACAGCCGCAGAACAUCAACACGGCGGCCUCUAACUUUUUGGAAAACUCUGGGUCAUGGUACACCUCAGCCGGAAGCGCCAUGGCUGCCCACCUGCAGACCCCUAACUCGAUACAGCACUCGUUGGCUCUUGGAGCGGGGACGUUAUAUUGAAAAAAAAACAAAAAAACAAAAAAAACCUGUUGUUCAUUGCAGAUCUUUUUUUUUCUUCCUUUUUUCUUUUUUUCCUCCUUCUAUGGGACUCGUGUUCAAAAUUCAGAGGAAUAUGCAAUGUAUUUGACAGUCAUAGAAGAAACGUGUAAAAUGUGUAAAUGUGUGCAUGUAAUUUAUUGCAUUUUGAAAGACUAUUAAACGUUUAAAUGGACAAUGGAACUUUGAAACCUCCGGCCUCACUGCAGUCUCUUGUUAUUUUAACCCUCGGUUAUUUACUCUGAAAAUCACGGCAGAGACUCACAGACAUCAAUAACGUUUGGGAGCCUCAGGUGACAGGUUGUAAAUCACAGCGGUUGCCGGAUGAGCUUACUCUAUAAAAUAUCCGAAUUAUAGUUCUCCUUCGCCAGAUUUACCAAGAGUUAUAUUUAUUCUGUGAUUUACGCAUGUCUCAUUUUGUAUUACAUCUACUUUAAAAUGGUGUAGAAGGGGGGCUACACAAAUAUCUGCCUUCUGAAUUUGCCUUUCCUUUAUGCUCAGGCAUUAUUUUUAAUCUACAUUUGGUGAAGACAGCAAAUGUAUCAUUGUAUUAAACAGACCUUUAACUAAUAUGUGUUGGAAAUACCUUACCAGACGAAUCAUUAAAAAUGGAUACCGGCGUUA
Messenger RNA from Gasterosteus aculeatus aculeatus (three-spined stickleback), 1781 nucleotides. RefSeq names its product distal-less homeobox 5a (gene dlx5a). Lineage: Eukaryota; Metazoa; Chordata; Actinopteri; Perciformes; Gasterosteidae. The record is from RefSeq and is a predicted model, not a curated record. Gene Ontology annotation, biological process: anatomical structure formation involved in morphogenesis; embryo development; cell differentiation. Gene Ontology annotation, molecular function: RNA polymerase II cis-regulatory region sequence-specific DNA binding; DNA-binding transcription factor activity, RNA polymerase II-specific.